AUGGCUAAGGUAAGUAUAUUGACCUUCACCCCUGGAGUAAGUCUGACAUUAGGCAGUUGGAAUGCUGGGCAUGCAUGGCCAGUGGCAAACAGUGCAACACAUCCCGCCUUCAGAAACGCGACCAACUUCAUCAUCAGUGUCAUACCGGUACCUAUUGGCGCCAGUCUUGAACAGAAGGCUGAUCUGCAAAACGUCUUGACCAACAUUCAGGAUGAGGCCUUGAGACAGGCUGGUCCUGAUGGAUGUACCUACGUCAACGAGGCUGAUCCCUUCCAACCUAAUUGGCAAGACGCUUUCUGGGGCCCGGUCUACCCUACGCUGCUUGAGUUGCGUAAGAAGUGGGACCCCAACGGCAUCUUUUACGCCGUUGCGACUCCUGGUACAGAAGACUGGGAAGAGAUCGAGUACAACACGAGACUUUGCAAGAAGCUGUAG
Molecule: messenger RNA, 435 nt
Organism: Colletotrichum scovillei
Lineage: Eukaryota; Fungi; Ascomycota; Sordariomycetes; Glomerellales; Glomerellaceae
Product: isoamyl alcohol oxidase
Exons: 3
Coding region: 1-435 (144 amino acids)
Molecular function (GO): flavin adenine dinucleotide binding; oxidoreductase activity
Source: RefSeq, a predicted model, not a curated record